AUGGCGCUAUUGGGUCGUAACACACUAGCCAGUAAUAACCAAACAAUCCAUGCAGUUAUCUGCGAGCAGUCAGUGCUUACCCAUUUUAUCAACGUCGAUGUCAGUCUUCCAUUGGUCAAUGUGGAGCUUGUUCCAGUUAUCCUCGUAUCACAUGACUAUCUGACAAAUUACGUCCAGGGUGGCACUAUCCAGCACACUCCAAUCCCAUCUACCCGUCGCCUUAUCAAAUGGUCGCUGCCUCCUCCAUCUGUUGCUCUUGUAGCUCUUCCUGGAUGGAAACCGAUGCCCUAUGGAUUGGAGACGUUCUGGCAGAGCGCCUUUCGUUGGUUUUUUCAGCCUUUCUUGGCAUUCCAUGGACAUCUUUGGACACUGGAGCCCACAGAACUUCCUCCGCUGUCUAUCGAAUGGCCAUGGCAUUCUGCAACUUACUUCGCUAAAGUUCGAUUCCAG
Molecule: messenger RNA, 450 nt
Organism: Daphnia carinata
Lineage: Eukaryota; Metazoa; Arthropoda; Branchiopoda; Diplostraca; Daphniidae
Exons: 3
Source: RefSeq, a predicted model, not a curated record